Molecule: messenger RNA, 1396 nt
Organism: Colossoma macropomum (tambaqui)
Lineage: Eukaryota; Metazoa; Chordata; Actinopteri; Characiformes; Serrasalmidae
Gene: sncb
Product: synuclein, beta
Exons: 6
Coding region: 178-570 (130 amino acids)
Biological process (GO): chemical synaptic transmission; synaptic vesicle endocytosis; synapse organization
Cellular component (GO): axon terminus; neuronal cell body; cytoplasm
Molecular function (GO): cuprous ion binding
Source: RefSeq, a predicted model, not a curated record
AUGAGGCGGAUCCUGACGGUGGUGCUCUGAGACGGUCGGUCGCCAUUGGCUGAGCGCCCUGAGAGCAAAAGGCCCAGCACAGCUUCCACUGCCACAGUCCCUUUAACCCAGCACUGAAUCUGCACAGCAGCUCAGCCAUACGGGGCACGAGAGGCGUCUGAAAAAGAGGGGGCCAGGAUGGACGUGUUCAUGAAGGGGCUUUCCAAGGCGAAAGAAGGCAUGGCGGUGGCCGCGGAGAAAACCAAGGAAGGCGUCGCGGUGGCAGCCGAGAAGACUAAGGAAGGCGUGAUGUUCGUGGGCAGCAAGACCAAAGACAGCGUUGCGACGGUGGCUGAGAAGACGAAGGAGCAGGCGUCUCAGCUCGGCGGGGUCGUGCUGUCUGGUGCCGGAAACAUCGCCGCAGCCACCGGCCUCGUGAAGAAAGACGAGUUCCCCAGUGACAUGAACCCUGAGGAGUUUGGUCAGGAGGCCACUGAGGAGCAGAUGGGGGAGGCAAUGAUGGACCCAGAGGGAGAAGCAUACGACGAGAAUCAGCAGGAGCAGACCCAAGAUUACGAGCCCGAAGCGUAAAGUAUCCAUUCCAAAACAAUGUCCAACCAGCAGCACAAUAAUGUUUCUAACAAUAAUAAGGACAGACGCUGAACUCAUCACAAUAACCCCUGUUGCAAAAAACAGCAAAAAAACGAAAAAAAAAUGCAGUUAUUCCUGCCGAAAAAAAGUUCUUCCUAUCAGAUAUAUAUAUAAAUAUAAAUAUACUUUUAAUAUGAUCUAUUGUAAAUGUCCUGUUCUGGCUGUAAUGUGGUGGGUGUAGUUCUCUUUAUUGACUGCAGGGGGCAGCUCCGUCUCGUUUCCUUGAUUCCCUCCCAAUGAAACGAGACUCGUUCCCCCUCCGUGGCUCUUUGUGCCUGUGUACAUGUGUUUCUAUUUGUGUAAUAGAUGUUUCUGAUCUUCCAAUGUCAUAUUGGGGGUGAACAAAAACAACAACAAAAAAAAAAUUCUAAUAAACACGAGGAGAACGAUGAUAUUAUAUAGAGCUGUGUACGAUGCCUGUUCGUGGGACUUUAUUUACUUCCUUUAUUUUUCAUUUAUUAUUGAAGCAAAGUUGUUUAUUUAAUGUUUUUCAAGUAAGAGUUUUAUACAUUGUAACUUUAUAGUUGCUUGUGAUAUCAUUCCAGUGAACUCUCUGUUAGAAAUGGGCAGUUUGUAUCCGUUUGCGUGUUUGUGUGCGUGCGUUUGUGUACUGAAGAUUUUAAAAGUCAGUGUAAAUGUGUCUUGAGAUGUUUAUGGGUAUCAGAUUAGUGCUUUACAAUGCUGGAAAUGUCAAUAUACAGGUUUCUGUGUCACGCAAGACAAGCAAAUCCUCUGUAAAUAAAGAAAUAAAAACAACAAAAAAACA